This is a messenger RNA of Juglans regia (Persian walnut), 2106 nucleotides long. Its product is annotated as laccase-15-like. Gene Ontology annotation, molecular function: copper ion binding; hydroquinone:oxygen oxidoreductase activity. The record is from RefSeq and is a predicted model, not a curated record. Gene Ontology annotation, cellular component: apoplast. Lineage: Eukaryota; Viridiplantae; Streptophyta; Magnoliopsida; Fagales; Juglandaceae. Gene Ontology annotation, biological process: lignin catabolic process. The transcript is spliced from 7 exons. The coding region runs from base 136 to 1917 and encodes 593 amino acids.
GUUUUGUAGCUUUGAUCAGAUGCAAGCUGCUUUCAUCUCGAAGAUGGAUCUCGUGAUGCUCGUUCUAUAGAAGACAAAGAGCAAGCUGAUUAAGGUCAUACAUAUAUAGUUAAAACAAAAAGGGGUGAAAAUACGAUGGUGAAAAUGCUUUUGAAGUAUACCAUGUUAGAGAUUCUGGGCAUUACACUUCUUGCUGGACAGUUUUUCUGCAUGGUUCAAGGCGAUUCGCAUUACUACGACUUCGUUCUUAGGGAGAAGAACUUCACGAGGCUGUGUAGCACAAAGAGCAUGCUGGUUGUAAAUGACAGUUUUCCAGGGCCGGUAAUCCGUGUUCAUAAAGGGGAUACUGCCUUUGUUAAUGUCCACAACCAAGGAUAUUAUGGCGUCACUAUUCACUGGCAUGGUGUGAAGCAGCCAAGAAAUCCAUGGUCAGAUGGUCCUGAAUAUAUUACACAGUGUCCAAUUCAACCCGGAACAAACUUUACAUAUGAGGUUAUAUUUUCCGAUGAGGAAGGAACCCUUUGGUGGCAUGCGCAUAGUGAUUGGACACGAGCAACCGUUCAUGGCGCGAUAGUUGUCCUGCCGGCCAUUGGUUCCACCUACCCAUUUCCCGAGCCAGACGGAGAUGAGGUCGUCGUGCUCGCGGCCUGGUACAAAGGAAAUAUGAAGGAGUUGGUAGAUGAGGCCAUGUUUGCCGGUAGUGACUUGCCACAUUCUGAUGCUUAUACCAUAAACGGCGAACCAGGAGACUUUUGUGAUUGCUCGAAUGGAACGGCAAACCGUUGGAUAGUUGAUUAUGGCAAAACCUAUCUUUUUCGAAUUGUUAAUGGUGUCAUGAAUGCAGAAGUCUUCUUUGCAGUUGCUCAACACAAUUUCACAGUUGUUGGGAUGGAUGGUCAUUACAUCAAACCCAUUGCCACGGAUUAUAUCAUGAUAAGCCCGGGACAAACAAUGGAUAUCUUACUCACAGCAAACCAAUCUCUUGGCUCCUAUUACAUGGCUGCAAGACAAUUCUCGAGCGAGGACGUCAGCGUUACUGGAUUUGAUCACGCCAAUGUAACCGCAAUUCUUGAAUACAGAGGAAAUCCUACUUCCCCAUCGCCUCCUUCCUUUCCGAGUACACUUCCUAUGUACUUGGACUUCUACGCAGCCUUGAAAUUCACCAAAAGUAUAAGGAGCUUGGCAAGCCAAGACUAUCCGGUAAAUGUCCCCCUGAACAUAACAACAAGAAUGGUCGUAACAGCUUCCAUGAAUACGAUGAUUUGCACAUCAUGCUCAGAAGGGGUUGAUAAUGAUAUCUUAGCUUCAAGCUUAAAUAACAUAAGUUGGGUCAACCCACAUACAGAUGUACUGCAAGCCUACUACAGGAAUAUUAGUGGGGUGUACACCACAGACUUCCCGGACUUUCCGCCUUCAUUCUUCAACUUUACAGCCGAUGAAUUUCCGGAUAACAUCGACCUAACAGUCCAAGGGACCAAGUUGAAGGUGCUGAAUUAUAACGAAUCAGUAGAGAUAGUUUUUCAAGGGACUAACCUGUUGAAAGGCUCAGUGAAUCAUCCUAUGCAUUUGCACGGAUAUAGCUUCUAUGUGGUUGGAACAGGUUUUGGUAUUUUCAACAAUAAAACCGACCCAGAAGAGUUUAACUUGGUCGAUCCUCCCGAGGUUACUACCUUUGGAGUCCCUAAGAUUGGAUGGGUUGCCAUCAGAUUCGUGGCAAAAAAUCCAGGUGUGUGGUUUUGGCAUUGUCACUUGGAUCGACAUUUGAGUUGGGGUAUGAACACAGUAUUUAUAGUGAAAAAUGGGGGCACUGUUGAGACAAGCAUCCGCCAACCCCCUGCCUACAUGCCAUCUUGCAAAGUUCCAUUAAAAUCUUGGCUAAAGAAUGAGGAUGUGUUGGACGAGAGAGCUAGUAAAUGAGUCAUUGUAGCUCGAUAAUCUGAUUUGAUUUGGAACUUGAUUAUCUAGCUACAGGUUUCUUCAUUGUCAUCGUCAUCGUUACUAAUUAGCUGCAUGCAGUACGUACGCCAGCUGGCUCGAUCUUGAUCGAUCGGCAAUAAAUUAAAUCUGAUUUAUUAGAGUAAUUCAUGUCACAAACAUGAAGAACAA